UCAGUCUCUGUGAAGAAUACAUCAUACACCAUCUGACUGCACCCGAGACUUGCGACCAAGGAUUUACAACUUGAUUUUGCGCCCAGGGAACAAACCACUGUGUUUACGUAGUCUUCAGCUGUGUGUGGUGGUACAAACAUAGAAUCUAAGAGAUAUAUUCUCCUUCCUCUUCUUAUAAUUGCGUCCCUUUAUACUUUGCUGAGGUCGGCCUACGAUCGAUCGAUUGUCAGUACAUAGCUCACUCAGUCAAGCCGAGCUACUUACAAGUCGUCAUCUCCAACUCAGUCAGGUAGCAGACAACAGUACUAUUUAAGCUACUUUGAUUCUGUGGUAAAAAGUCUGCUGGUCCCCUAUAACAACCUCUGGUUGUCCAAUCAAAACUUCUUCGUUUCAUCCUUAUAACAAAGACAUGUCUACGCCAUUCAUCCCAGCCCGAUAUCCCAACUACUCUCAGCACGAGUAUCAGCAAAGAAUGUUUGAAAAUGAUCACGGAUACGAUGGAUUUAUGCCAGAAGUUCACGGUGAUCGAGUAACGGACGACGAAGAUGACGAAGAAGAAUACGAGGAUGACGAAGAAGAGGAAAUUCGUGAAGAAGGAGGAGAAGAAGAAGAAGAAGAAGAAGAAGGUGAUGAUGAUGAUGGUGAGGAUGGUGAAGAGGAAGUUGAUGAUUAUGAUGAAGGUGAUGUUGAUGAUGUUGAUGAUGAAGAUGUUGGCGAGGAGGCUGAGGAGGAUGAAGAAACCGCGGAAGAUCAAGAACCGGACCAAGAUGACGAACCAAAUCAACUUGACCGAGCAGAUGAAAAGCUUCACCCUGCUCAAGACCUGGUCCAGUUUCCAAAGCGCUUUGAGUCAUCGAGGGCCCUCAUCAACUCCAAAUACUUACUCGGCUGUCCUUCUCCGGGGUGUAAGAAAACUUUCGAUCAAGAAUCCAAUCUCAGACUACAUGCGAUGGUCCAUACGUGCUAUAGACCUCAUGUGUGCCUUCCUUGUCAAGCAAGACACAAGAGAAUGAACGAGCUGAAAGUUCAUUUCAGGAAUAUUCACACUGCGCUAGAAUUCGACAAAGAGAAGCAUGUGAGGACGAAGGACUUCGAUGAACUUCGAUCGGAAGCCUUCAUCAACCGAUAUGGAUGCACCCGUUGUCCGAAAAUGUUCGAAACUGAGGAUCAUGUCAAGACACAUUUUCUAGCUGAUCAUCCACGUCACCAAUGGAGUCCUAACAUGUGCUACUUCAAGACGCUCAAGUUCGUUAAUAACGAAAUUGAUCAAUGGCUGUCUCUCCGCCGAGACAUUGAAUCUGUCAUCCUGCAUGCAAAAUUGGCACGCCGGAAGCUCGUUUAACUUCCUUCCUUUUUAGUCCAGCCUCCAACUCUACCCUCGAUUUUUGAAGGCAAUGUCACCUCCUCUUGGCUAGCUCUUGAUCAUCCAGACGGUUCCAAACUGAAUCCUCCUUGGUGGAAUUUCUUCUUCUUUUGGGUUCAUCUCACCUGGUUUUCUUUUGCUCAUAUCUUUCCAGAUUCAUAACCCACAAAUAACCCAAAAAAAUAGUAAAAUUGUCCAAA
This is a messenger RNA of Puccinia graminis f. sp. tritici CRL 75-36-700-3, 1563 nucleotides long. RefSeq lists its product as uncharacterized. The transcript has 2 exons. The record is from RefSeq and is a predicted model, not a curated record. Gene Ontology annotation, molecular function: RNA polymerase II cis-regulatory region sequence-specific DNA binding; DNA-binding transcription factor activity. Bases 410 to 1342 code for a protein of 310 amino acids. Gene Ontology annotation, biological process: regulation of transcription by RNA polymerase II. NCBI's taxonomy places the organism in Eukaryota, Fungi, Basidiomycota, Pucciniomycetes, Pucciniales, Pucciniaceae.